Cloeon dipterum is the source of this 1116-nucleotide messenger RNA. RefSeq lists its product as uncharacterized. The transcript has 6 exons. Lineage: Eukaryota; Metazoa; Arthropoda; Insecta; Ephemeroptera; Baetidae. The record is from RefSeq and is a predicted model, not a curated record. The coding region runs from base 166 to 828 and encodes 220 amino acids.
GCGCGGCUCACUCAGUCAGUCUAACCUGGCGUGAGUCAGUGUCCAGCCAGCGAGCACCUGGUCCCAGGUCUGCUCACGUGCGCUGCGUGAACAAUAUCGCUUGCUCGCCCGGCCGUCUGCUCUCGUUUCACUGCUCUGCCUGCAGCCCACUCAGCGGCUCGCAAGAUGAAGGUGCGGUGGCGGGCGUGGUGUUUGCUGGCGCUCUUGGUGGUGCACACUGUUGUGGCCAACCCCGUGGCCAACCGAAGACUGCGCAGACAAACCACCCUUCCUGAGGAGGAUGGACUCAACCCGAUCGAGCACCAGCCAUUUGUUCAUCCGGAAGAGGUUUUCGGACCAGACCUGUCCGAUCGCUCUCCCAGAGAGAAGAGGAAAGCGAGAAUUUUGCUCAACAUUCUGUUUUGGAAAAUCAACACCUUGUUGAGUUUGAAAGCCCGCAUCCUGGGGCAGCUGAGCGCCCGGCAGGCUUUGGCGAGUGUCUUCCCGACAACGACCGCAAAACCAGACCCGUCGGAGGAGGACGUGCCGGAAUUUGAUUCGAACAGAGUUAUGCUCGAUAUCCCUGGCGAGCUUUUCGGCACAGCCUUUUCUGUGGUCACCGACGUAUCCAAAAUUGUUGGUGAAGUUAUAUUGAACACGGCGAGACGCACGCAGAAGUUCGUCGAGGGUAUGAAGCAGGCGAUAACCCGCAGCUUGGGCUACAAGUUGUCCGCCCUGACGACCAGCUCGUCCAUUUCCAAGAGCACCGGAGAGGAGCAGUCCUCGGCGACGUCGUCUGAAAGCACCGACGACAGCACCAACAAUAACGACGAGCCCAACGACGUCUGACCGUUGGUCCCACGAACGGGCGUGUCUGCCCAUGAUUGACUGUGAUGCUACUUUUUAAACGUGUGCCGGCUCAAUUUUUCUUUUGAGUGUGAGUGAAUUUCGUUUAUAAUAAACCAUAAAAGAGGAGGCAUUCUUGUGUUCCUUGCGUGUACAUUCUGGUAAUACAGGUAUUUAUUUUAACAGUAUUCGAUGCCAUAACUACUCGUGUAUUUUUUGUAAUGCAAUUGUUAAGCAUUUUCUGUACUUAUUUAUUACCGAGAAAUAAAAGCUUCAGUGUUUUGUAUAGUA